Molecule: messenger RNA, 992 nt
Organism: Cynara cardunculus var. scolymus (artichoke)
Lineage: Eukaryota; Viridiplantae; Streptophyta; Magnoliopsida; Asterales; Asteraceae
Exons: 1
Coding region: 70-753 (227 amino acids)
Source: RefSeq, a predicted model, not a curated record
CCUAGAGAGAGAGAGAGAGAGUUACUGGUAGACUCAACGGCAAAAAUCAUAGCAGAUAGGAACUCGAUUAUGGCGUGUUACGUUGAUGAAGCAGAAGUAUGGAAGUGUACCAAACAUCCGUCGAAGCGGCGGCGGACCGGAAUUUGCCCUAGGUGUCUCCGUGAACGCCUUGUUACACUUUGCCCUGACUGCGCCAACGCUCGCCCCUGUUCUUGUUGUCCGCCUCCUGUGGACUCCGUGUCUUCUACUACUUCUUCUUCGUUUUCUCUCUUCUCGUUUUCCCGAGGCGGUAGCCGUCGCGAUUUCACCAUCUCAUCUGCCGCCACCGGUGAACCAGGUCGUUUAUCUAACCAUCUUGAAAUAGAUCCGGCUUUACGUCGAUCCAGAUCAUUAGCGAUUCCGUUUCUCCGGUCGAGAUCUAGGUACGUUGGAGGCGAGUCUGAGUUGGUUGUGGACAACAAUAAGCCGGUUCCAAAGGUUAGCCGGAGUAAAAUUCAUUUCUGGUCGGUGUUUACGCUACACAAGAGUAAAAAAUGCGAUGUACACGCUGACGGAAUCGAUGAUGAAUCGAAUAAAAGUGAUGAUUUGGCCUCUGCUGAUGAUUAUUCGAGAAUGAUGCGAUCUAGAUCUGUAGCUGUCGGAGCCGUAGACGGCUUUGGUACAGCGGCUUCAAAACGGAAGGGAUGGUACUUUCCGAGUCCAAUCAAAGCAUUCCGUCAAACAAAAACGUCUAAAGCUGUCACCGUUUCGUAGAGGUUUAACUUUUUGUUACAACGCAUAAUCGCAUUACCAAGUUAACUAAAUUUUAAGCCUCUCUUCAUUCUCAAACACAUUUGUCUAUGAUUGUAUAUGUUAAGUUUACUUUUCCUUUUCUAAUAUAACAAAAAAUUUGAACUAAAACUGUUGUAUGCAAUAAUCAUCAUACAAGCUGAAGAACUUGUAAUGGUAACAAAUAUUUAUAAAUCAUAAGGAGUUAUACGCUUUAUAAGUAG